CGGGCCGCGGCGACGGCGACAAGGGGCGGAGGCGGCCCUGCCUCAGUGGCCCAGCCCGGCGCCGGGCGCGAUGGUGUAGCCGGGCCUGCGGGCGGCGGCGGGCGGCGGGCGCGCGGGGCGAGGGCCCAGGGCCGCGCCGCCACGGGCUCGGGGACAGCGGCCGCGCGCGGAGGGGGGUCGCCGCCCCGACCCCGGCGCCGCCGCGGGAGGCCGCGCCCGCCAUGGCGGCCCGGCUGGUGCUGGACGAGUUCACGGCGCCCGCGGAGAAGGCGGCGCUGCUGGAGCGGAGCCGCGGCCGCAUCGAGGGCCUGUUCGGCGUGAGCCUGGCCGUGCUGGGCGCGCUCGGCGCGGAGGAGCCGCUGCCCGCGCGCAUCUGGCUGCAGCUGCGCGGGGCGCAGGAGGCGGUGCACAGCGCCAAGGAGUACAUCAAGGGCGUCUGCGAGCCGGAGCUGGAGGAGCGCGAGCACUACCCCAAGGCCAUGCACUGCAUCUUCGUGGGCGCGCAGGGCCUGUUCCUCAAGAGCCUGAUCCAGGACACCUGCGCCGACCUCUGCGUGCUGGACGUGGGGCUGCUGGGCAUCCGCGGCAGCGCCGAGGCCGUGGUCAUGGCCCGCAGCCACGUCCAGCAGUUCGUGAAGCUCUUCGAGAGCCGCGAGAGCCUGCCCAGCUGCCAGAAGGAGUCGGAGGUGAAGAGGGAGUUCAGGCAGGUCGUGGAGGCGCGCGCCGACAACUACGCCAUGGACUUGCUGAUCCUGCCCACGUCGCUGAAGAAGGAGCUGUUGGCGCUCACGCUCGGGGAGGACACCCUGUUUGAGGCGGGAGACGAUGACGUCGUUGAGAUCAGAGGGCCUGAACCGACGGCGGCGGGCGCACCGAGCGCGGCCGCGGGGCUGAGCGUGGACGGGGCGGCUCUGCGGGAGGAGGCGAGAAGCGGGGCCGGGACCCCCGUUUCCGAGCUCACGAAACAGAUGGACACCGUGUUCUCUAGCGCCCAAGACGCGCUCUUCCCUCCCGUCAACGGCCUGGCCCCCGAGGACGAGCCGGGCCGGGGCCGGGCUUGCCACAAGCGGCGGUCCUCGGACUCGGAGGAGCGGAACACCAAGAAGCAGUUCUCUCUGGAAAGCGUGGAGGGGGCCGAGCCGGCGCCGGACGCGAAGCCGGCCGCGGCCGCUGUCCUCGCCGACCUGUCCGAGGCGCCCGGCGAGCCAGAUGGGCUAAGCCCCGACGUGAAGGACACCACCGAGGAGAUGGAGCACACCAUCCUGGUGAACUUCUUCAAGACCAUGGGCUACUCGCAGGACAUCGUGGAGAGGGUCAUCCGGGAGUACGGGCCGUCCGCCGAGCCCCUGCUGCUGCUGGAGGAAAUCGAGAAGGAGAACCGGCGGAGCCAGGAGGAGCGGGAGUCGGCGCCUGCCACCGGGCACCCCGAGACCAGCAAAGCCAAACACAAGGGAGUUUGUAGCAGCACCAACGAGUUCACCGUGGAUUCCACCCCAAAGAAAAUGCAAGCUCACGCACAGCAAAAUACGGUGAAGAAAUUUUCUCCGCUGCCGUUCAAAGCAGAAUCAAAACCGUGUACCUCAAACUGCAGAAUGAACGCUUACAAAACGGGGCCGAUGGAGCAGAGGCCGGAGCCCUGGGGGCCGCACCCCAACUACGGCGGGAACAUGGACCUGGAAAUCGAUGGCUUUGCCCCCUCCGUCGCCCCCUCGAGCCCCAGUUUUGUUUCGAGGGGAGUGUCAGGUCACCAGCCCAGGAUUCCGGUUUUCCCCGAGAAUGGGGUGCAGCCGCACGGAGAGGCCCUGCUCCCCAACCACCUCAAGUCGGCCUGCGAGAGCCGGGCCGGCUGCCUCGGCUCCCCGCAGCCCAGGCCGAACUGCCAGCCCCUCCCGGCCACGCCGCUGCCCCCGCUGGGGCUCUCGGCCGGGUUCUCCGAUCACAUCGACUCCUCGGUGACGGGGGUGCAGAGGUUCCGAGACACCCUGAAGGUGCCCUACAAGCUGGAGCUGAAGAACGAGCCGGGGAGGACGGACCUGAAGCACAUCGUCAUCGACGGGAGCAACGUCGCCAUCACCCACGGGCUGAAGAAGUUCUUCUCCUGUCGCGGCAUCGCCAUCGCGGUCGAGUACUUCUGGAAGCUGGGCAACCGCAACAUCACCGUGUUCGUGCCGCAAUGGAGGACCCGGCGCGACCCCAACGUCACGGAGCAGCACUUCCUGACGCAGCUGCAGGAGCUGGGCAUCCUGUCCCUGACCCCCGCCCGCAUGGUCUUUGGGGAGCGGAUCGCUUCCCACGACGACAGGUUCCUGCUACACUUAGCGGACAAAACUGGUGGCAUCAUCGUAACGAAUGACAACUUCAGAGAAUUUGUGACCGAGUCGGUGUCCUGGAGAGAAAUUAUUACAAAGAGGCUGCUCCAGUACACCUUCGUGGGGGACAUAUUCAUGGUUCCCGACGACCCUCUGGGAAGGAGUGGACCCCGAUUAGAAGAGUUUCUUCGGAAGGAAGUCUUCCUUAGGGACCUGCAGCCCCUGCUCCCCGCCCUACCGGCCGUGGGCAUGUUCGACCCCAGCUUCCGGGGCCCCGGCACCCAGGCCGCCGGCACCGGCCACCAGCCCCCCGCCCGGGUCCAAGGCCCCCCGCCCGGCCACUGGCUGCCCCAGCAGCCCCGCUUCCCGCUGGGGCCCGGCCUGCCCGGCCUCCCGCCCAGCGUGCCCCUGCCCGCCCAGCGGUCCUCGGCCGAGACCAGCGAGCUGAGGGAGGCCCUGCUGAAGAUCUUCCCCGACUCGGAGCAGCGGCUGAAGAUCGACCAGAUCCUGGCGGCCCACCCCUACAUGAAGGACCUGAACGCGCUGUCGGCCAUGGUGCUGGACUGAGCGCGGCCGCGCACUGUGAAGAGGCGGCCGGGAGCCGCUGCGCGUGCAGGAGAGGAACGGCCCGAUUUGUGCAUAAACCCUGGGUUUUCAAGCCAGCUCUUUUCUACAUAAAUGAUGCUGCUAUCAGAGGACCGGUUCCUGUCGGAGGAGAGUCUGCAUUCUCUGUCUGCUCAGACUGUUUCCUAGCAGUGACUCAAGUGUAAUGACAUUUUUAUGUUUUUUAAACUAUUUUCCUUAAAGCUGAAAAUAUUGACAAAUGAAUAUGAUUAGCCUUUCUAAAUAAAACAACAAAACAAAACAAGAGCUGCUUCCUUAGGGAAGCAAGAUCCUUAAAGUAUAUUUUCUUGAGGUGACCGUCACGCCCGCCAACCUGGAGUGUGCCCUCCCCGGGAUUCCCCGCCGGAAUCCUUGGUUAGAGAGGCCGGGCGCCACUAGAGGGCACCUCGUGCCUGCCGCCAUGGGGGACCGGGCACUGUGCCCGCCCUGGCCACGCCCAGGCGCCCGCUGUGCAGGCCAGUGGGUGGGGCCGCCUCCCGGUCCAGGGCUCCGCUCCCGCCAGCACAGGCCUGGCUGUCCUGACCUGACUCCACGUCACGUCCAGCCCCCGAGGAGGACGGUGGGCGCGAGGACUGGCACAGCCCUCGCUGUGGAGGUUUUGUGUCCUCAGCCAUGGGGCAUGCCCCCUGCGAACGCUGUGCAGCUUUGCCAAAACCCACCGGUGUCUGCUUUCCAGGCGACCCAGCCAGUCAGCACCAGCCGCUUCCGCGGGGCGACCCUGCCUUCACGUUCGCUGUUGUCUCUGUCCUCAGCGGCCCUUCCCGCGCGCCUUUCUCGGACUCGAUAGCUUCGCAUCGUGUGGUCAGCUGCCCAGUUCCUGUCGGUGACUUCUCCCGGCAGCUCCUUCCCAGCGCCUUGCUGUUCCCUGAACCCACCUUCAAAGGGCUUUGUCUUCUACACCCGUCCUCCCGGGCGCCGCGGUCAGGUCCCUGUGUCCCUGCGGAUCUCCCUCUCCGCCCCCGGAGGCUCCCCUCCCCCCACCCCCCCCCCGGGAUGGUUUGGGGCUCUUCCGGGUGAGGGGCUCUGCCGGCCACGAGCAGGCAGCGUGGCCCCGGGACACCCGCUCCCUCCGGGUGGCUACGCUUCUUCCAUCGCCUUUUCUCUUGGGUGCCUUCGAGGUGCGUCUGUGGGGACUGUUGUCAGCUGUUGCUGUGGGGGGGGGGUGCCCGGGUGAGUCCCUUGAGGUGGGCCAGGCAGUGACUUCGAGCAGCAGGUGUGUGAGGUCUAGACCAGUGAUGGCGAACCUAUGACACGCGUGUCAGAGGUGACACGCGAACUCAUUUUUUUGGUUGAUUUUUCUUUGUUAAAUGGCAUUUAAAUAUAUAAGAUAAAUAUCAAAAAUGUAAGUCUUUGUUUUACUCUGGUUGCAAAUAUCAAAAAAUUUCUAUAUGUGACACGGCACCAGAGUUCAGUUAGGGCUUUUCGAAAUGCUGACACGCCGAGCUCAAAAGGUUCAUCACUGGUCUAGACUGUCUGGCCGUGACCCUGACCUUCGAGGUCCAGGCUUGGCCCGGCGGCCUUGCCAAUCCCAGAUUUCUGUUUCCCAGAAGGACCCGGGCGCACCUGGAAGGGGCGGGGCCUCGCUGCUGCCAGGUGGAGCUGGCUGGGCUCCUGCAGCGGCCUGACCUCUGACCGGUGGGUGAUGUUUGGUCUGUGGGCUCCGCCUGCCCCUUUCUCGGGUGCGGGAAGGGAAAGCGCCAGGCUGUGGCGCACAGAAAAGCACUCCUUAGGCGUCCUGAUACGUCACAGCAGGAAACGCGGUUCCCAGUCUUUCCGAAACCCCUCAGGUUUCGUUCAUUUUCCUAUUCGAAACCUCAGUUUUCAAACCAUUAGACAGUCCCCACCUGUCCGAGCUUCCCCCCGAUCUCAGCCCGGGGUUGACGGGAAUGUUUCUCGGUGGCCCGCCCGCCUUGGGGGCAGCUUUCGUGCCCAGCGGCUCUGCGUCCUGCUGUCCACAGCCUUCCUUCCCAGGAGUCGGUGCGAGGGCAGGACCCCCACCCCCCCCAGAAGGCUGUCCGCUGUCAGAGGGUGUGGGUGGUGCUGACUCCCGGGCGGGCUCUGCCCCAGGCCCCAGGCUCUCUCCCGGGGAGGGCGCUGGUCUGACCUCACGGCCUGUGUUCGAGACCCUUGAGGCUGAAGAGCAGGGAGAAGGCACCAGCCAUCCCCGUGGUGGUGGCCGGUCAGCGCCCGCUGCUGUGUGGUGGGGACUCGCAGGUGCAGCCGCGGGGGAGGAGGGAGGGGAGGAGGGAGGGCCUCCGUCUGGCUCAGGCUUGUGGCCUGUGGAUCUGAUCUGCCCUGGAGGGCGCUGCUCUCUGGGAUGCUCUGAGCACCCCCCGCCCUGCCACUCCCCUAGGUCCAGCCUCCCCCCCCCCCCCCACACGCACACCUCGGAGCUGGGCCUGCCUCUGGCAGCCCUUCCCCGCACCGCCCCGUCCUCCCUGCCUCGCUCCCUCGCUCCUCCUCUUGCUGGUCAGCAUCUACCUCCUCGUGACCCUGCACAUGUCAGCUCCUUUCGAUGACAGUAACAACCCGAUUCCCUAAAGAAUCAUCUUCGUUCUCCCCGCACCGCCCGGCUGCGCCUCUGGCCCCGCCCACCUGGUGGGACUGGUGUGGGCUCCCUGCAGGGCCGCCCUUCCUCAAGCCUCAGUGACCGUGGCCGUCCACCCGCUGACCUUCUCCCUGUGAGCGAGGGCCCCUCCUGAGCCUCCUCAUGGCUCCCCUUCUCUUCCCUGGGGCCCAGCCUCACCACCCUCUUUCCCCUCAGACUUGGGAGCAGCGAUGGGGCUCGGUCGGGAGGGGCUCUCGCUGGCGGUGGGGGUGUCCGGGCACCAUCCCCAGGGCUGGGUUCCCAGCAGCGCUGCCCCUUCAGCCCCUCCCCGGACGAUGCCCAGGCAGGUGGCCCUCCGACCACAUUUUGAGAAACUUGCCAAUGUUACCUUAGGACUCCCCGCUCCUCCCUAAUUCUGCGCCCCAUCCCCCCCCCCGUGCGCCCUUCAGGGGGGCCUUUCUAGCUCUACCUGAGCCCGGGGACAGCCUCCGACAACCCCCAGGUCCCCGUCCACUCUGCCCCUUUCUUGCCAUGUGACCACCAGCCGUGCCCCCGCGGCCCCCUCCUGGUUGGCUUCCAGAGGCACCUCUUCCCGCCCAGGGUGCUCAGAGGCGCAGGCCAGCACCCAGCUCAGCCCCCGCGCCUGCCUGGUGUCCCCCGGCCCCGUGUUCGCCCACGUGGUACAGCCCCGCCCAUGCCCGCUGCAGCCGCGCCUUCCUCGGCCUCCGUGGGCCCCGCCUCGGUGGGCACCUCCCCUCCCGAUGGCCCCCCUCGGGCCGGAGCCCACGCUGUACCCCGCCCAGCGCUGCCCCGAAGCAGCCCGCGUCCCGGACCCGCCGCCCCGCCCGCCUCCGCACCUGCAGCGCCAGCUGAUGUCACUGCCGCCGACUGUACGCGUCUCACUCCCUCUAGACUGUGAGCUCCUCGCGGGGCAGGGACGUCUGUGUCGCUCUGUAUCCCGGCACCUGGCCCAGUGCCUUGCACUUAGGUGCCCAAUAAACGUCUGCUCCACUGA
Molecule: messenger RNA, 6496 nt
Organism: Myotis daubentonii (Daubenton's bat)
Lineage: Eukaryota; Metazoa; Chordata; Mammalia; Chiroptera; Vespertilionidae
Gene: N4BP1
Product: NEDD4 binding protein 1
Biological process (GO): negative regulation of protein ubiquitination; negative regulation of proteasomal ubiquitin-dependent protein catabolic process
Cellular component (GO): PML body; nucleus
Molecular function (GO): RNA binding
Source: RefSeq, a predicted model, not a curated record